UGCGCUAUGACGCCAACCAAUAACAACCUUUCUCUCCAGUGUAAACGGAAGGAAGCAAUGACCAAGAACAAUUUCCACGUUAGCGUUUUUAUCGUUGUUACUUUGACGUUUAUUAACACCAAGUGAAUUCAAAAUAUGUCUAAUUUAACUGCACAGCAUCACAUAUUUACCCCAUGUAGUCUUUAACUCGCGUUGGAGACAGGACUUGGUUGAUUGACGUUAUCUAGGUAACGCUAGCUAGCUGCUAACUGUAACUAACAAUGGCUAACUGUAUGGUUUUUCACACUCAAAUAGCCUCCAUCAUGGAGGUACUAGCGAAUUCAGCCGUGGCAGAGAUCAGUAAACUCGUAGACGACGACUAUGCAGUGUUUCGUUUGGAAAUAACUCAAAGCCAGAAAGAAAACAGAGCAUUGAGGAGGAAACUACAGCUACUCGAACUGAAGGUAGCACGGGACCGCGCGGAGAGGACAAUGCGAGAGCGAUACAGAGGAAUGGCAAGAGGUGAAGGACAUCUCACUGGAGGCCAGAGGAACGUUGUAAAGCCAGCGGGACACAACGCGUGGAGAGAUGACCAACCCAUAGCUAUAGAUGAGGGGAAUGGAACCUCAACCCAGCAUGUUAUCGUGAUAGAGUCUGUAGAUGCAGAGGUUGCAGGUCCUGGGGUCAAGCUGGAGAGGUCUGAAGGAGAGGAGGACCCCACCACCGCCCCAGCGCCGCCCAGGACCCGACGCAGCAUCACGGAGGAGGAGGGUCCAGAGGUGCUGCUGGUAAAGGAGGAGGGGUGUGAGGAGGGUCUGGGGAACCCUGAGGAGACAAUGGUCAUGGAGAACAACCAGACUACACCUCCUCCUGAACCUACAGAGGAACCAGCUGAACAGCACAGGACCACACACAGUCUCACUGAGGUGGUUGGCUGGAGGCUAACAGAUGAGGGGACGUCGUCACUGAGCAGGCCAGCACCAGAAACAGACAGUGGAACACAAAACAACAUCCGAACUUAGUCUCCAUGACAACAGACUGGCUGAGACCAGGGGUAGGUGUAGAUUUGGUCCGCGGGGACGGGGUAUGUGGCGGGAGAGAACAACAGACACAGAUUCGGCUAGCAAUGCUCUGUCCUGCUCCUAUAGUUGGGAUUCAGAGAGACUGACGGCGCCUCAGGUUAACCCCCUAACAGGUACUGCCUUCAGCCUGCCUUCUAUAGGAUCUAUCAACUGGAACAUGGACCCUGCCACAACAAACUCCCUGGCCUUCGUCCUCCUCACAUUCUCUUUAUGUUAAACUAGACCUCAGACAGUGACAGUGUCAACACUAAAUGUCAACACAAGCCCAUUGUCAAAUGAGAGUAGUAGAGAUGGAAUCAGUGGCAGUGCUUGUUCUGGGGGAAAGCCUUCAGUUUCCCCAAAAAGGUGGAGAUCCACCAGAGAGUGCACACAGGGGUGAAAUCCUAAAGCUGUACCCAGGGUCACAUGUGCUUUGCCCAGUCUGGGCACCUGAAGAGGCACCACAGGGUCCACAAAGAGGUUCUCCCACCAGCACCAGCUGAAGAUGCACCUGAAGGUCCAAAUGGGAGAGAGGCCGUUCGCCUGUACGGCAAGAGGUUCUCAGAGAGGAGCUACCUCAGGAUACACCAGCAGAAAAAUGCACAAAGUCCAUGUAUAGAGUGUAGUGAUAUGUAAUGUAGGACUAGUUAGUUUGUAGUUAAGUCUGUUAGUUUUAGAUGUUCUAGGGAACUGGAUGAGGUGAACUGAGGAAAGAAUGAGUAUGUUGAGGCAGAGUAGAUGAUAUCGUGAUGGUUGGUGUGAUGGCGUCUGUGAAAAUGCUUAAUUGAUGGGUCCAACCUUAACCUGACUGCAUGUCCCUUUAGGUUGAUGCUGAUGUUUUAUAAUGAGGAAAUGAUAGUGCCUUAAUUAAUGUUUCCUUGGCAUGAAGUAGUGAAGCUGUGUGUAAUUUAAUGUUAAACCUUAAAUUCAUUUUAUCAAAGUGAUGGUACCAGAUUGACAGAAAAAGUGUUACCAUAGUGAGAAAUGUUAUUCUACUUGUCACAUCAUUUUGUGCAAUAAAUGUCAUUGUAAUGCCAUUUUGUUUUAAUUAAAUACGAGAUUGACUCUG
Messenger RNA from Coregonus clupeaformis (lake whitefish), 2109 nucleotides. RefSeq lists its product as uncharacterized. Bases 261 to 1001 code for a protein of 246 amino acids. Lineage: Eukaryota; Metazoa; Chordata; Actinopteri; Salmoniformes; Salmonidae. The transcript is spliced from 5 exons. The record is from RefSeq and is a predicted model, not a curated record.